Messenger RNA from Spirodela intermedia, 2147 nucleotides. The record is from the annotation of a GenBank genome assembly. NCBI's taxonomy places the organism in Eukaryota, Viridiplantae, Streptophyta, Magnoliopsida, Alismatales, Araceae.
AUGGCGCCGGUGGCGCAGAGGCCAUUGUUCGCGGACACCAACCUUGGCACCCGUCUCGCGGUAGCCGUUCCUGCGGAUAUCACCGUCGGGAAUCUGAAGAGUAAGUGAUGGGAAAGAAAGGUCGCCUUCCGCUCCUGUCUGGCUCGUCGCAACCUCGCGUUCUUUCUUUCAUUCUUUAUUUUUUUUUAUUUUCGUCUCGUUUCAUAUGCUUCGUGAUGAGUAGUCUUUUUCUAGGAACUAUUCUUUAGCUCCACGAGAAAUGGCCUUUUUGGUAUGCUUUUUUGCCAUCUUGGGACCGGUGGUUCUCCAGAUGUUAAACCAUUUUCAUUUUCGUAUGCUUUUUGCGGUGGAUUAGCCCUUUCUUCUUCCUUGGAUCCGUUGACCCUUAGGGAAGCAUAGGAACCGAGUCUCUUCAUGGGGGACAGCACCUAUGCUUCUAGCGUCUUUCUGCAGAUCAACACUUGGUCACUACAUAAAUGCACCAGGGAACUUGGAUGUAUGUUUUUUCAGCAAGGGGAUGGAUUAAUGAAUAUGCCGAGGAUAUUCAGUUGAAAGAGGGUAUGAGAUGUUAAUUCGAUAUUUUGCACGGCCUAGACGAUGGUCAAAUAGUGGUUAGUUUGGAACAACCUAAUGUUUACAUUGACUUAAUAGAUUUAUGUUCUACAAUCGAAACCCAUUUUCUUCUUGGGGGAAUGCUCAUUAUAUGAUGGAGCUCAUAUAAUACUCAUAAAACUAUCGAUAAUAGUUCCUUGUAGAUGAUACACAGGUGGGUCUACUUGUGUGAUCCUCUUGACGAAAACAAUAUAUGGUUUGCUUUUCUUAAAUGUUUAGACAAUAUCUUUGUUAUUUUCCAAGGUGGUCAAUACGAUUUUUGUGUAUAGUUUUUGAAAUUUCCAUAGACCUGAUGGUUAAUAUAUAAAGGGAUGAUGUCUGUUGCAAUCAUAAUCAACCUCAUGUAUCUAAGUUUUAGGAUAUAUUGUCCUUCUAUUUUCUUGGCUUUUUGGAAUAACACAUCCUUGACUUCUGCAGAAAAACUGGGAAGGGAGCAUUCUGCUUGUUUCCCAAAACUUGGAAAGAUCAAGGUCCAUGCUUUGCUGGUAUGCCCUAUUGAUUUUAUUCUCCUGGUCAUCGUUCUGUUCGCAAAGAUUUAACUCAAGGGACUUUGGGUGACCGCUCCCAGGUUUUAUUCAAUUAAACAGGUGAAAAGAAAAAUCCACCACUACCAUCUCCCGGAUUCAAUGCCUGUUUGGAAUGUCUUUAGUGGGCUGCGGAUCACAUGGUUCCUGUUCAUGGAUAUCUCUCCUUUAGAGGGUUCUGUGGGACUGGCGGCAACUAUGCCACACACAAUACAGGGCUAUGAAGAACAAACACAAAAGAGAGGCCAACUCAGAAAACGUGCCCCUGAAACUGGUUCAAAUGAUGCUUCUGGGAGAACUUUGGAUGAUAUCGGAACAAGAAAUGUAUUAUCGGGCAAAGGGAUGGUAGCCUCAGAGACGAUUGCUGGUUUAGAUUAUCAGCAAGAGAAAAGAAGAAAAGAUGGCAGUGGUGCCAUGAAGUUUGAACUCCUGGAUAUUGGCCUAAAUGGUGGGAGCUUGCCUUCUGAAGAUGCUAUAUGUAGAAAGGAUGAGAAACCUUCAUGGCUUGCUGAAACUCCAAGCGAAAGCUUUCCUGGAAGAGUCUCCAUCACAGGGAUCAUUUCAAGUUACUUCUCUGAUCUUGACGACGUGGAUUCGUGCACUAUUAGUACAACAGCAUUCGGGAGAGUCGGUAUGACUGACAGGACUGGAGAAAGCCGUAUUAAGAGCAGUGGGUCAGCUUCAGUUGGUGCCGAUGGUUCUUUGAAGCAGUCGGAGAAGACAUCAGAGGUCAUUUUUCAUGAGAAGGAGAGAGGAACUGCUCCAUUGUCAGCCCCUGGUGAUAACUGCGAGGGUCAUAGAGAUGAUUCUCAUAUGGGAUCAUCAGACAAGCUCAGAAGAAGUGAAGUGGGGAAGCGUCUUGUCCUUGCAACAAGCAAAUCUGGGCCUUCAUCAGGUAAGAAAACGUCAGGGGUCUCCAUGUUCACCUCCAGGAGAGGGAAGCCUCUGGUAGGUGACCCCUCUUCUCCUGUCAGCAAUACUAUAUUUGACUUCCCUGAUGGUGACGAUUAA